UCUCUCUCUCUCUCACUCCCACAAUCAUAAUCAUCUUCUUCUUGUUGUUUUUUCUCUUCCUUAGAAAUGUUAUUUCAAUGCCUUCUUUGCAAGUCCGUAUGAUCUUCAUAUCUAGUCUUCCGACCGAUCUCAAAGAGAGAGAACUCCAGAACCAGGUGAGAUGGUUGUUGGGCUAUGAGGCUUCUCAGCUGAACUUCAAGGGUGAACAGUCAAUGGGCUUUGCCCUCUUCUCCACUGCCCAUCUUUCACUCGCUGCCAAAGCCGUCAUUCAGGUAUAAUAGUCUUCGGUGAAAAUAAAAUUCUGCUCAUGCCAUCCUCUUUACUCACAUCGAGUAUCUUUGAAUGGUUAAAUUUUUAGGUUUUACAGGACAUGGUUUUCAAUGCAGAAUCCAAGUAUGUUCUUCAUGCAGAGAUGGCAAAGAAUAAUCUUUUCAUCAAAAGAUGUGAUAUUAUUUGUCAAUUUAAGUUCAUACCUGUGGGGUCCAUGUUUGAGUGGUCUAAGCUGAUGAUAUAAUGUGCCCCAUUGCAGAUGAACAUUGCAAGGAAAUCUCCCAGGCUAGUGCAUUCAAAGGGCCUAUUUUCACCCAUGCAGAUGUCGAGCCCGAUAUGGUGGUGAAGGGAAAGACUAUGUACCUAGCUCCAAUGGAGAAAUCAUGUGAUCAAGAUGCUAUCCAGUAUAGGUGUAGAGAGGCACCAAAAGCUGUCAUAGAGCUUGAAAAUUAUGGGUUGCCAUUUUCCCGAACUGAAGAAGGGAAAAUAUAUCAGCUUGCAAUUGGUGGUCAAAGCCUGAAUUUCGGAAAAGGUGGGCAGGCCUAUCGCUAUGCAUGUGCUGUCGAUCGAACUGGUCAUGCUUUAUUGCACAUGCUUUAUGGCCAGGCAAUGAGACAAUACACAGUUCUUCGUGGAAUACUUUUCUUUGGAUCUUAUAAUGGACAGUACGGGUAAGUUACUUUCUGAGUGAUAUAUUUCUCCACCCAAAAAAUUGACCUAAUCUCGCUUUCCUCUGAUUUGAAUUUGAACUUUUUGUGGUUCUCACUUGUCAAACACAUGUUGAGUGUGAUACAAUUGAAUUGCUUCAGUGCAGAUAGAAAGUGCUGAAUGAUUAUCUUUUGAAUUUUAUUUGGCAUUCUUUUCCAUUAUGUGGGAAAUCAUAAGGUGAUAACUUGACAUAUUAAGGUAGGAUACACCAGAUAACUGAA
Molecule: messenger RNA, 1199 nt
Organism: Magnolia sinica
Lineage: Eukaryota; Viridiplantae; Streptophyta; Magnoliopsida; Magnoliales; Magnoliaceae
Product: succinate dehydrogenase [ubiquinone] flavoprotein subunit 1, mitochondrial-like
Exons: 5
Coding region: 514-945 (143 amino acids)
Biological process (GO): mitochondrial electron transport, succinate to ubiquinone
Molecular function (GO): flavin adenine dinucleotide binding; electron transfer activity; succinate dehydrogenase (quinone) activity
Source: RefSeq, a predicted model, not a curated record